Acanthisitta chloris (rifleman) is the source of this 1695-nucleotide messenger RNA. RefSeq names its product solute carrier family 6 (neurotransmitter transporter), member 11 (gene SLC6A11). The transcript has 10 exons. Gene Ontology annotation, cellular component: membrane. The annotation marks the transcript as partial. The record is from RefSeq and is a predicted model, not a curated record. Gene Ontology annotation, biological process: sodium ion transmembrane transport. Lineage: Eukaryota; Metazoa; Chordata; Aves; Passeriformes; Acanthisittidae.
ACGAAGGGUGUUGGCUAUAUCUGAUGGAAUUGAGCACAUUGGGAAUCUGCGUUGGGAACUUGCCCUGUGCCUCCUUGCUGCCUGGACUAUCUGCUAUUUUUGCAUUUGGAAAGGAACAAAGUCUACUGGAAAGGUUGUCUAUGUAACAGCCACGUUCCCCUACAUCAUGUUGAUGAUUCUUCUGAUUCGUGGAGUAACAUUACCAGGCGCUUCCGAGGGGAUAAAAUUCUACUUGUACCCUGACAUUUCUCGGCUGUCUGACCCACAGGUGUGGGUGGAUGCUGGCACACAGAUAUUUUUCUCCUAUGCCAUCUGCUUGGGGUGCCUGACAGCCCUGGGGAGUUACAACAACUACAACAAUAACUGCUACAGAGACUGCAUCAUGCUCUGCUGCUUGAACAGUGGCACAAGCUUUGUUGCUGGUUUUGCUAUCUUUUCAGUUCUUGGAUUUAUGGCUUAUGAACAAGGCGUGCCCAUUGCAGAAGUUGCAGAAUCAGGACCAGGACUGGCAUUCAUUGCUUACCCUAAAGCUGUUACCAUGAUGCCUCUUUCUCCUCUGUGGGCAGCUCUAUUCUUCAUGAUGCUCAUAUUCCUUGGAUUAGACAGUCAGUUCGUGUGUGUGGAAAGCAUUGUGACAGCUGUUGUGGAUAUGUACCCAAAGGUGUUCCGAAGGGGUUACAGGAGAGAACUGCUCAUUCUCGGCCUCUCCAUCGUGUCAUACUUCCUUGGCCUAAUAAUGUUAACUGAGGGUGGGAUGUAUGUCUUUCAGCUGUUUGACUCUUAUGCAGCUAGUGGCAUGUGCCUUCUAUUUGUUGCCAUAUUUGAAUGUGUCUGCAUAGGCUGGGUGUAUGGCAGCAAUCGCUUUUAUGAGAACAUUGAAGAUAUGAUUGGGUACAAACCCCUGUCAUUGAUUAAAUGGUGCUGGAUGGUCUUAACUCCAGGUAUUUGUGCAGGAAUCUUCAUCUUUUUCCUGGUGAAAUACAAACCUCUAAAAUACAACAAUGUGUAUAUAUACCCUGACUGGGGCUACGGCAUCGGGUGGAUGAUGGCACUCUCUUCCAUGGUCUGUAUCCCUUUGUGGAUCUGCAUUAAGCUGUGGAAGACAGAAGGCACUUUCAUGGAGAAAUUCAGGAAGUUGAUCACACCUAGCCCAGAUCUGAAAAUGAGAGGGAAGCUUGGAGGAGGAGCCUACCUUGCAGCAAUAAAUGACUGCGAUGCCAAACUGAAAGGAGACGGCACCAUUGCAACCAUUACAGAAAAGGAGACACAUUUCUGAAAGAACUAUCUUUUUUGUUUUAUCUUUUUGUAUAAAUAAAUAAAUAAAUUCACUUAAUUAUAGAGGCUGGCUUGUUUUGCACAAAAUUUUAUUAACCAGUUAAUUUUAAAGUGAAAAUUGUAUACUUGUUUAAAAGUGAUUUUUUUAAAUUACUAUACGAGUAAUGAUUAUGUAAAAGACAAAGAAAUAGUAUUAUAUGGUCUAUUAGUGAUGACUUCUUGUAAUGUGGUGAUUUCAGUAAAUGUUUUUUUAGAAGUUAGAGGGACCUGUAUAAUGUGCUGUAAAACUUUUCUACUUUGAUUUCUGGCAGGUGUAAUGUUGUAUAGAUCUCUGCAUUCUAACCUGUAAGCAUUUCAGACCAUUUCAGCUUUCCAUGUAUGUAUAUAAAGGGGACCAGAAUGUCCUGUUGUUUGUUUUGG